UAGUAGUUCUGACGUUCGCUAUCUGCUGGCUCCCAUACCACAUAUAUUUCCUUGUUACCGGCUUGAACAAGCAACUGGUCCGAUGGAAGUUCAUUCAACAGAUCUACUUGGCAGUCAUGUGGCUUGCAAUGAGCUCCACCAUGUACAAUCCCAUUAUCUACUGCUGCCUGAACAGCAGGUUCAGGGCCGGCUUUAAGCGGGUGUUUCGCUGGUGUCCGUUCGUGAAGGUGUCCGAUUAUGAUGAGCUCGAGCUCAGGGCCAUGCGAAUCAAAGUGGCCCGCCAGAGCAGCAUGUACACAAUGUCGCGAAUGGAGACGAGCGUCGUUGCAGUGUGUGACCCCUCGGACCCCUCCACCCACCCGGCGAGGAAGAGCCUUCACAACCAUCAGCACAACGGCUCCUCCAAGUCUGCCCAGAAGGAGGAGUUCUGCUGAGAUGGACUUUGAUGUGAGAUUCAUACUGAAGUAUCAACCACAGUAUCAAGUCUGGUGAAUAAGAAGAAAAGCAUGAAUUUUCUCAUUUGCCACUGUCAUCAUAUUUCUAGAACAUGAAGCAUGGAAACAUUUCAUUAAGAUGUCUGGUGUGCUUUGGUGAAUUUGUUGCCUGUAAAGAAAAAAAGUGACUUGAGGAACCACCACCAGCCCUCAUCAUCUCAAAGACCAACAUAGCCCUGCAUCAAGGGAGCACUUUGUCUAUUCCAGAAAGCAAAGGUUUCCCUUUGAUGCCAAUCAGGUACCUACUUCUCUUACAUCGUACGUGAGCAAGCCGAAGGUUUCAUUUCUCCCAAAGGCCGAACGUUCUGUUCUUGUUCAUUUAUCUUGUUCAGGGUGACCUCACAUCAUGAGCAGAAAUAUUAGUAGGUUUGCAUCUCCAGCACACCAGCUACUACUGUAUGUGGCUGAAUCAUGGAGAGAAAUUUUAAACAUGUUUCAUUGAUGAGAAUCAAAGUCUUGACUGAUUUUAAAUAUUUUAAAUGAAAGAACAUUUGACCAUUCAACAAAUGGUAGGACAAAGGCGGUGUUUUAUACUACACCCUCAGUUUCAUAGGUGCACCUUUGACGUUUAUAACAAACCAAACCGUUUGAAAAUCGAUAGAAAGUUAUGGUAAUUUAAAGUACGUGUACCAUUAAAACUUAAUGGAACGAAUGAGCAAGCUGCCUGAGGUAAGAUGGCCGCCAAAUGCGCACGUUCCACUUAAUUGGCCAGCAGCGCGGGGGAGACAUCUAGCCAUGCUUAUGGUUUCGAUUCUCUUGUCAAUGUGAUGUCACACUGAUAAAACCCCACCCACAGACUCUGACUGAGAGUUGUGCAUUACCAUAAUUUCCACCCUCAGAUAUUUGUACGCUGUCCACCGUCUCUCAAUAGUGAAAUACUAUUGCCUCAGACUUAUAUUACAUCUUUUAUGGGCAUAAUAGGGGAGUGCUUUAAAUAAAGAAAAGCAGCCAAUCAAAGAGCAGAAUAGAUGAACAUUUCUCACUACUGUAAAAAACAUCAUGAAGAUGCUUGAUAAAAUACAGCGGUAUUUCUGCAAAUCCUACGCAAAUGAUGACUACAUUGAAUAUGCCAAAAUAGCUUAGUUUGAUUUUAACAUCAUUUCUACAGCUCCAUGUAUGUUAUUUCCUUGUUCUAAUUAAUUUAGUAUUUUUUUAAAUGUGAGUUUAGAAGAAAAUAUAAUGUAAUAUAAUAUAUAAAUACUGUAUAUAUAAUAUUUAAAUAUGUACCUUAAAAACCUGGCAACAAGACCAUUACUGCA
Molecule: messenger RNA, 1753 nt
Organism: Paramisgurnus dabryanus
Lineage: Eukaryota; Metazoa; Chordata; Actinopteri; Cypriniformes; Cobitidae
Source: RefSeq, a predicted model, not a curated record